AUGACCUUUGUUUAUUGUGAUAUAUUAAUUCCUGAUCGUCAAAAUGAUGACACAACUUUUGAAAAUGCCACUGAACCUCAAUUAGUACCUUUAUCUCCUUGUAAUGACUCUUCACCAAUCUUUAAACUUCCAUUUCCUCCAAUCAUUGAUGCAACCGAUUUUUUGGCGAACACUAAACGGUCAUCACGAGGUGGUACCUUAAGAAGCCCAAAUGCCUUUUUAAUUUAUAGAAAGGCCUUUUUAGACCAUCUUGUUCUUAUUUGGAAAGAUUUUAAAACGUCAGCAUGUAAACGUAAUAAACAAAAUAGCAAAAUUAAGAAAACUUCGAUGGAAAAGAUUAAAAUGACAAAAAAAAGUAAUGAAUCAUCUAUUAUUAUGAACAAUCUAGAAUUUGUUCCAGAAAAUGUGGUCAACACUUCACCGAUCUCUGAAACAACUAAUUGGACUUGGGUAAUAUCAGAAGAGUUUAUUCCUUCUCGAAAUUCAACUCCAUGCAGCUCAAUUAUGACCUCACCGGAAAUCCCAACC
Molecule: messenger RNA, 528 nt
Organism: Scutellospora calospora
Lineage: Eukaryota; Fungi; Glomeromycota; Glomeromycetes; Diversisporales; Gigasporaceae
Source: the annotation of a GenBank genome assembly